AUGAAACCGAACAUCGAUGAACCCGACAUUGCACAACCUAAUGUAGUUGAACCCACAAAUAUUUUGGUUAACACUGCCAAUUAUUUUUUUAAGUGUGAAAAGUAUAAGGUUCGAGAUGAGAUGAUCGAAUGGUGCAAAAAAGAGGCUAUAAAAGCUGGAUUUACUAUGGUGAUUGUGAAAUCAGAUAACGGUUCUUACCGAAGGAAAAAGACUUUAGUAUUGGGUUGCUCAAGAGGCGGUGCGUACAAAGAACCGAAUAGGAAAUUGAAGAAAGAAGACACGGCUACGAGGAAAUUGAACUGUCCGUUCAGACUGCGAGGUUACUUUUUGGCAUCAGAGGAAUGGAGACUAAGUGUUGUGUGUGGUGAACAUAACCACAAGUUGGCAAAAAAUCUAGAAGGUCAUACUCUUGCCGGACGUUUAAAACCAGAGGAGAAGGAGUGUGUGCAGGAGUUGUCAAAGAAUUUGGUGGCCCCGAAGAACAUAUUGUCGACACUGAGAGGGAGAAAUCCGGAUAUCAAGACUUCAAUGAAGCAAAUAUACAAUGUGCGCCAAAGGUUAAAAAAAGAUGCUAGGGGUGAAAUGUCUGAAUUGCAACAACUCAUGAAGUUGUGUGAAAACAACAAAUAUUUUCACAAGUGUAGAACAAUUGGUGACUCGACUACUAUACAAGAUAUUUUUUGGGCACAUCCUGAAAGUGUGAAAUUGCUUAACACUUUCCCUACUGUUUUAGUGUUGGAUUCAACGUACAAAACCAACAAGUAA
Molecule: messenger RNA, 765 nt
Organism: Trifolium pratense (red clover)
Lineage: Eukaryota; Viridiplantae; Streptophyta; Magnoliopsida; Fabales; Fabaceae
Product: protein FAR1-RELATED SEQUENCE 5-like
Exons: 1
Coding region: 1-765 (254 amino acids)
Biological process (GO): L-valine catabolic process; thymine catabolic process
Cellular component (GO): mitochondrion
Molecular function (GO): DNA-binding transcription factor activity, RNA polymerase II-specific; methylmalonate-semialdehyde dehydrogenase (acylating, NAD+) activity; malonate-semialdehyde dehydrogenase (acetylating, [NAD(P)+]) activity
Source: RefSeq, a predicted model, not a curated record